CGCAAGCAACACUGCCUCAACUCAACAUCGUCUCUCCUUGAUCCAGCAACACUUGCCUCGUCCUCAUCGUCUUCAUUCCUAGUCUUGCUACUACUGCACUUUGGGCUCCUCUCAUCUUCCCACACCCGGCCCUCCACUCCCCUGCCUCUCCGCUCCUCCCCGCUGCGCCCCCCCCCCCCCCCCCCCCCCCCCCCCCCCCCCCCCCCCCCCCUCUCCCCCUCCUCCGCCAUGUCUGCCAACGCCCUCGGCGCGUCCCUCUACUACGCCGACGCAAAGGCGCCCAUCUGCCCCCUCGUCAUCAAAGAGCACUUUGACAAGCUGAACACUAAGGAGCAGCUGUACGCGCACCACAUCGCCCGGGCUUCGUGGAUCGGCGGCCGCGUCAUCCUCAAGCAGACGACGCCGACCGCAUCCGACCUCUUCGACCUGCUACGUGCGACCUUCAGCGCCUCAGACCCCACCAAGCUCGGCGACCUGGAGGCGCAGCGCAAACAGGCGGGCCUAACCACGGACGACUUCACCAGCGUGCUCGAGUACACUGCGCAAGUGUUGGGCAACCUGGCCAACUUCAAGAGCUUUGGCGACUCCAAAUUCAUUCCGCGCGUCGACGCCGCGACGUUCCGCAAGGUUGUGGCCGCGGCGCCGCGCGCGCACGAGGCCCUGCCGCUGUGGGAUAAGCUGCAGGAGGAGAUCUACGGGAUCAAGCCUGCCGCGCGGACGCUUCUGGGGUACCCAGACGCCGGGCAUGUGACGGGAUACUACUCGGGCGACGUGACGGAAGCGGACAUCAAAGCUGUGCAGAAGUGGUACGAGGGGCGCGGGAAGGACGCGCUCAACACGCGCCUCUUCAAGCGCGGGGACGUGUACGAGCUGCGCGUCGCCAGCGCCGACACGGCGCCGACAGAGACGUUCGACGUCCCCGGUCUCCCGGGGAAGCUGGAGGUCGUGUUCGGCGACUUUGCAGAGGAGAUGAAGGGCGUCGCGGACGAGCUGGAAGCCGCGAUCCCGUACGCCGCCAACGAGCACCAGCGCAAGAUGCUCGAGGCGUACGUGCGGCAUUUCCACACGGGCGACGUCGACGCACACAAGGAGAGCCAGCGCGAGUGGAUCCAGGACAUUGGUCCUACAGUCGAGACCAACAUCGGCUUCGUCGAGAGUUACCGCGACCCAGCGGGCGUGCGCGCCGAGUUCGAGGGCUUCGUCGCUAUGGUCAACAAGGAGAUGACGAAGAAGUUUGAGCGCCUCGUCGACGCCGCCGAGACCUAUAUCCCCAAGCUGCCGUGGGGCAAGGACUUUGAGAAGGACAAGUUCCGCAAACCCGACUUUACGAGCCUCGAGGUCCUCACCUUCUCGACGGGCGGCGUGCCGGCCGGCAUCAACAUUCCAAACUACGACGACAUCCGCAUGACGUUCGGGUUCAAGAACGUGUCGCUCGGCAACGUGUUGAACGCCAAGGCGCCGGACGAGAAGAUCACGUUCUUGGGCGACGCGGACGCCGCGCUCUUCCAGCGCCUUCGCGGUCCAGCCUUCGAAGUCCAGGUCGGGAUCCACGAGCUGCUGGGGCACGGCAGCGGCAAGCUGCUGCAGGAGAACGCGGACGGCACUGCCAACUUUGACCUGAAGAACCCGCCCAUCAACCCGCUCACCGGCAAGCCCGUGGAGCACUGGUACGGGCCCGGCGAGACGUGGGGCAGCCGGUUCAAGACGAUUGCCGCGAGCUACGAAGAGUGCCGCGCGGAAGCGGUCGCCAUGUCGCUGAGCACGGACAAGAGCCUGCUCGAGAUCUUCGGGCACACGGACUCGAGCGCCGAGAGCGCCGACGACAUCAUGUACGUCGGGUGGCUGCAGAUGGCGCGUGCGGGGCUCAUCGCGCUCGAGUUCUACGACCCCGAGGCGAAGAAGUGGGGACAGGCGCACAUGCAAGCGCGGCACGCGCUGCUGCGCGUCUUCCUCGAAGCCGGGUUCGUCCGGAUCGAAGAGACGGACAGGGGCAAAGACCUCGUGGUGGUCAUGGAGCGCGGCGCGAUUACGGGGACCGGGCAGCAGGCCGUCGACACCUUCCUCACCGCCCUGCAGAUAUACAAGGCGACAGGCGACGUCGAGGGCGGCAAGGCGCUGUACGACAAGUACACGAGCGUCGGAGACGAGUGGCUGCCCCGCCGCGACGUCGUGCUCGCCAAGCGCCAGCCGCGCAAGCUCCUCCUCCAGGCCAACACGUUCCGCGACGGCGACGGCGUGCGGCUCAAGGAGUACGAGGCGACGCUGCCGGGAUUCAUUGAGAGCUACCUCGAGCGGGCGAUCUAGGUUAGAAGCAUCGCGUUCAGAAGCAUGCAUCGUGUGGUGUACUGUGUGGCCAGGUGGCGAGGGCGGGCAAAGGACUCAGCAUGUCGGGCAACGUGCCCUCUUCGCCAAACACCUACAAUCGCCACCCAGCUCAGAUCGUUAGAUCGCCACCCCGUCACCCGACC
Cutaneotrichosporon oleaginosum is the source of this 2468-nucleotide messenger RNA. RefSeq lists its product as uncharacterized. Lineage: Eukaryota; Fungi; Basidiomycota; Tremellomycetes; Trichosporonales; Trichosporonaceae. The record is from RefSeq and is a predicted model, not a curated record. Gene Ontology annotation, molecular function: metalloexopeptidase activity; dipeptidyl-peptidase activity. Gene Ontology annotation, biological process: proteolysis. Gene Ontology annotation, cellular component: cytoplasm.